Messenger RNA from Halichondria panicea, 2373 nucleotides. RefSeq lists its product as uncharacterized. The transcript has 5 exons. Gene Ontology annotation, molecular function: protein binding; ATP binding; protein serine/threonine kinase activity. The coding region runs from base 163 to 2274 and encodes 703 amino acids. The record is from RefSeq and is a predicted model, not a curated record. Gene Ontology annotation, biological process: protein phosphorylation. NCBI's taxonomy places the organism in Eukaryota, Metazoa, Porifera, Demospongiae, Suberitida, Halichondriidae.
UGAUUCACCCUUCACUGCACUUCCGCCUUUUCCGAUUUCUGGCUUUCUGGAUCUGGUCCACGUCCACGUCCUACAAGCACAUCUUCCUCGUUUAUAUCUAUGGUUCUCUGUACACUGUGAAAUCAAAGUGAAGAUACUGUAGCCUGGGGAUCAUUCAAGAAGAUGUCUGACUAUCUCACAAUAGCAGAUCUAAACAAAGUGUACCUCGCUACGUUUGAAGCUCGAAUUAAGUGGCGAAACAUCUUGUUGAUGCUCGAAGUCUCUGCAGCUACAAUCAGAAGUAUCAGCAGAGAAUGGAACAAUGAUCCUGAUGACUGCUAUCGUGAGGGGCUGUUGGAAUGGCUGAAUGAAGGAGAGAGAAGCUGGCAAUCUAUGGUCAAAGCAUUGUCCAGUCCUACUGUGGGCCACGUUCACAUAGCCAGGACCAUCGAGAGAGAUCAUCUACAGUCUAGCAAUCCUACUGAUGUGAAGUCAGAAGUUGAUAAAGAUCGCCACAAGAUCAAUGAAGAUUUGACCAUUUUCCUAGACAAACGACUUGGUUGUGGUGCAUUUGGAGCAGUCUUUAAAGGCAGCUACAGAGGCGAUUCUUGUGCUAUCAAACUAUUACACCAGGUUGCUAUGGAGAUGCAAACAAAUAUUCCUGCCACCAAAAGUGAAGAUGCUAGCGAUGCCAUUGAUCGUGAGAGUGAUUUUCUCAAGUCGUUUCAGCACCCAAACGUUGUUCAGUUUUUAUUGACUGCUAAGCACCCCAAAUCAGGUGGUACAAUCCUCGUUGUUGAGCUGAUGGAUUGCAAUUUGAGAUCCUAUUUCUCCAACCUUGAUGAAGAGUCCCUCACUAGUGAAUGUGAAAUUAGCCUCUCCAAUGACAUGGCUUGUGGUCUGGCCUACAUUCACAGCAAGCAGAUCAUCCACCGUGACCUCUGUGGCGAUAACGUCUUGCUGAAACUUACACGAUCAGUGCCUGUUGCAAAGAUUUCCGACUUUGGCAUGUCACGGCUAUACGAUUCCUCCAAGCUUAGCUCAACCCUCACAACCAUGGGUCACCGUAGAGGGUAUCUACCUCCCGAGGCAUAUCGAUUGGAAGAGGAGAAUUACGAUAAUAGUCUGGAUGUGUUUUCCUAUGGGGUGAUUGUGGCGCAGAUUGUUUGCAAGUUAGAGACGGUCAAAUCAGCCAAGGAUCGAUCAAUCCAUGUUGCCCAGAUUCCUCACACACACAGGUUGAGGAAGCUUAUCGACAGUUGUUUGCAAGAAAACGUGAGGAGGAGACCAUCUGCCAGGGACAUCUAUGCUUCACUGAAAAGAGUCUCAGACCCAGUGGAGGCAACAAAGAGGGAAUCAAAGGACACUCAACCAGUCGAGAAGGGUCCCCCUCCUAGAGAGUUGAGACCUCCACUCACUCUGAAAUGGAGAAGAGGAAAAGACAUGCCAAUCGAAAUGACCACCUCGGUACAGAGUGUUGUUAUCGGUGACACGGUGUAUGUUGGUGGAGGUGAUGCAGACAAUGAACGUGACAUGUGUACAGUGAUGAAGCUCGAGCAAGAUCAAUGGACCAAACUAUUAGAGUACACUGCCAAGUGGUUCGCUAUGACAUCACUCGCUAAUCGACUAGUGCUGGUCGGAGGAUAUGAUACAAGAAACAAAAAAGUCAGCAAUCAACUUGCUGUAUUUGAGUCAGGGAAAUGGACUUACCCGUACCCACCAAUAAGCAUUGCUCGUUCUCACUCAACAGCUGUCUCCUUCAACAACCACAUCAUUGUAGCUGGUGGAUGGGAUGAUAAUGGACGUACCUCCUCUGUGGAGGUGUUGGACGUGGUAUCAAAAAUAUGGUACAUUGCUCAGUCACUACGAAACCUACUAUCAGUACUGCAAUCAACUCUCAUAGGAAACACCCUCUACCUAAUGGGAGGGUUUCAUCACACUGGGGCAACCAAGAAAGUGCACCACGUCGACCUCAAUGAACUAAUUGCAAAGGCCCGUUCCAACCUGGACACACCCACUCUCUGGAAGACCUUACAAGAAGUACCACUCGUGUUGUCAGCUCCUCUUAGUAUUGGGAGGUCACUACUAGCCGUUGGUGGACAGGACGACAUAUUGAAUCAAAGUUCGUUGAUCCAUCUCUACCAGCCUGACACCAGGAGGUGGGUGAAAGUGGGAUACCUGCCUACUGCACGAUACAACUGCACAUGCUCAGUACUUCCUAGUGGAGAGGUCAUUGUAGCUGGAGGACAUGUACAGACAAAAGCAUAUUCCGUUGACUUCUUGCAAUUAAGUUAAUUGUUUCACUUUAAUUUACAUUAUAACAAAUUUAAUUAGUCAAUGAUUUAUUAAUGUUUUUUCGAGAAAUGCUUUUCUAAUAAUUAUAUGCAAAAGUUG